AUGCCAGAAAAGCUAUUCAAUUGUCGGCGAUGUAAUACGCCGAUAGUAUUGGAUGAGUCAUUGCUCAGACUCACACCGGCACAGCUAAACUUGAUCAUCAAUCGAAACCACAACCAUGUGGAUGACACCUCCAACCAAGAGAUCCUUGAUGACCUCAAUGCCCAAGACUUCAUACCCAGCGAUAGAUUCAAAGUGCUCCACCAGGCACAGGACCAAGCUGGUGCCCCCAUACACUAUCACGAUAUGCUUCAAAGUGAAGAUGACGUGGACGAAGACGAAGACGAGGCCGACAUUGCCUUGGAUAGAAACGAGCCAGAUAAGUCCUCGUUCAGCGCCAAUUCAUACGUCGUUCUCUCUGACGGAGAGGAUGAUGACCAGAACGACCAAAUAACCCCUAACGAUAAAUCCAACACUAUUUCAUCGAGAAUAAAAACCUUGAAUAAGAUCUUUGAAAUACUAUCCCAGAACCAGGAAAUAGAGCACCCGUUAUCAGAUGAUUGCGCCAGUCUCUUAAUUGAGAAUUAUAAGCUCAAGUUCGAUCAGAGUCAAAAGGAGAAGGACAGGUACCUUUCUUUUUUAAAGAAGCUCAAGGAUAGAGAUAAUCAAUUGAACUUGUUGGAUGACCAAACCAAAGAUUACUCCCAGGAUUUAGACGUCAAGUUGGAAGAAUCCAUCAAUGAGUAUAAUAAACUCAGCCAAAUUGAGACUGAGAAGCUCGAUGAAUUGAGGCAAUUGGAAAAAACUGGUCUCGAGCUCCAGGAACAGCUUAAAUCUAGCAAGCAGGAGUUGAAGGAGCUCAAUGAAAACGAGCUAGGUAGUAUACUAAAGCUCAAGAAUAAGCUUCAGCUAGACCUUGAUCGACAGUACAACAAGUUGGAACAGUCCAAAUCCGCGUAUAAGCUCCAUCUUAAUCACUUGGACAAGUUGAGGAAUUUGAACAUCUACAACAAGAUAUUCGAGAUCUCGUUCGGAAAAGAUGACAAGUACGGAAGUAUCAAUGGAUUCAGGUUGGGGUACAAGGUGAUAUGGCCGGAGUUGAACUCCGCAUUGGGUCAGGUUGCCCACCUAUUGUACUUUUUGAUCAAAAGACUCGAGCUAGAAAUGCCCGAGUAUAAGAUAGUCCCGAUGGGAUCACAAUCACAGAUCAUCAAAUAUGUGGAUGGAGAAGAUCUGGACCAGCGAACCAAAACCGUGUUGAAUCUUUACUCGUCCAACGAGUUCUCAUUGGGUAAGUUGUUCAACUACAAUAAGUUGGACGUUUCAAUGAUUGCCCUAUUGAACAUCGUAUCUCAAGUUGAACACAAAUUGAUCUCCAUCGAUGGGGAGUUUGAGCUCCCUUACCGGAUUUCCUUGAGAAAGGGAACUGUGGGUAGCAAAAGCAUUCGGGUCAGCUCCAACAGCGAAUGGACCCAGAGCUGUAAGUUUCUAUUGACUGACCUUAACUGGAUUUUGGCGUACACAAGCGUACACAAGGGCGUUGUGGCCACUGGUUGA
Molecule: messenger RNA, 1494 nt
Organism: Suhomyces tanzawaensis NRRL Y-17324
Lineage: Eukaryota; Fungi; Ascomycota; Pichiomycetes; Serinales; Debaryomycetaceae
Product: beclin 1
Exons: 1
Coding region: 1-1494 (497 amino acids)
Biological process (GO): autophagy; autophagosome assembly; late endosome to vacuole transport
Cellular component (GO): phosphatidylinositol 3-kinase complex, class III, type II; phosphatidylinositol 3-kinase complex, class III, type I; phagophore assembly site
Source: RefSeq, a predicted model, not a curated record